Paramecium pentaurelia is the source of this 802-nucleotide messenger RNA. NCBI's taxonomy places the organism in Eukaryota, Ciliophora, Oligohymenophorea, Peniculida, Parameciidae. The record is from the annotation of a GenBank genome assembly.
GAUGUCUAGAGAAUCAUCGAUUUCUGAAGGAGGAGGAUGGGUUUAAUGGUUUUGUGCAAUGGAAGAUCAUUAAUUUUUGUGUGAAGUGGAUGAUGAGUUUAUAAGAGACAACUUUAACUUGUAUGGUUUGAAGAGCAAAUUCAAUUUUUAUAAGUAAUUUUGAAAUGUAUACUUUUUAAGUGAAGCUUUGGAUUUGAUUUUAAGUUCUGAGACACCAGAUGAUGAAGAUUUAGAAGAUGAAAGGUUCUUGGAAGUUUAUUAGGAGGCUACAGACUUAUAUGGUUUGAUUCAUGCUAGAUUCAUCAUAACAGCUAAAGGUAUAUAGAAAAUAUGAAUGAAGGUUUGGGAAUGAUGAAAGAAAAGUAUUUAGGAGGUAAAUUUGGAGCAUGUCCAAGAGUGUUAUGCGAAAGAUAGAAUGUUUUACCAGUAGGAAUGAGUGAGGAAUUACGUACUUCUAGAGUAAAGGUGUUCUGUCCUAGAUGUGAAGAAGUUUAUAUUCCAAAAAAGAAAUGUCCAGAUGUUGAUGGUGCUUAUUUUGGUUGUUCAUUUCCAUCCAUUUUUUUAAUGGUAAUUAUAUAAUAUUAAAAGAAUUAGAACUUCAUUUAAGAGAUUUAAAUACCUGCUAACAAUUAGACUUAUGUACCUAGAGUAUUUGGAUUUAGAAUUUACAAGAAAAAAGGAUCACGUUAUUAGGAUAAUUAAUAAAAGGCUGCUGAAAUUACUCAUUAUUCUGAAGAAUAAUUGAAAAAGUUAAGAGGGAAGAAUGAUCAAUAAACAAAAGAGGAUUAUGUUCAAAAGUGAA